GUGAAGGACGGAGAGGAAAGUCUGCCGUUCUUCAGCGAGAGCCUCCACUUAUCCUUGAGAGCGAAAGAGACGAAAGACAAAGAGCGGACAUUGCUGUCCUGAGAGAUGCUGUUUUUCUUUGCCUGCCGGAGCGAUGCCGUUUCAAAAAGACUAUAUUUGAUUUAAAAACUACGCAAAGCAGCAGAUAUCCACUCGCACCAGCACCGUCAUGGAGGCCUUCUUCAAGGGACAUCCAAACAUCACGUCUGAGUCCCCCGUCAACAGCAGCCUCCGUCCUCUGGGGGUGCCGUACCUGAAGAGGCUGGCGCACCUGGACGAGUCGCUGUACCAGGAGUUCUCUGUGCUGUGGAUCGCGCUGAUGGUGGUGAACUCGCUCAUGUUUGUGGUCGGCGUGGUCCUGAACAGCCUGGCCCUGUACGUGUUCUGCCAGCGCAGCCGCUCUCGGAGCACGCCGGCCAUUUACACUAUAAACCUGGCGGUGGCCGACCUGCUGGUGGCGCUGUCGCUCCCGGCCCGCGUGGCGCUCUACCACAGCGGCGGCGACUGCGCGGCGUGCUUCUACGUGCACACGUUCAGCUACUUCGUCAACAUGUACUGCAGCAUUUUGUUUCUCACCAGCAUCUGCGUGGACCGCUACAUGGCGGUGGUGCGUUCGGCGGGAAGCCGCUGGCGGAGCCCGGGGGUCGCGAUAAGCGUGAGCGUUUGCGUGUGGCUGUUCGCCGUCGUGGUCACGUACUCCCUCCAGACGUCGGCGCUGGAGUUUAACGGAGCGUCUUGCUGCCGCGUCGCCGUGCUUUUCGCGCUCACCGUUCUGGAGUUCGUCCUGCCGCUGCUGGUGAUCGCGACGUUUACGAUCCGCGCGGCCUGUGCGCUGGCGGACGGCCGGCUCCUGCCGCAGAGUCUGGGGCGGCGUGCUCGCGCCGUCCGGCUGCUCGUCGCCGUGUUGCUAGUGUUCACCGUCUGCUUCACGCCGUAUCACGUGCGCGAGGCCGUGGUGUACUUCCAGCUAGGGGGCAGCAGAGAGCAGCACGUCGUGGCGUAUCACGCGACCAUCACGCUCAGCAGUCUCAACAGCUGCCUGGAUCCCGUGGUCUACUGCUUCGUGCCCGACAGCUUCCGCUCUACAUUGCGGAGAGAACAGAAGAAGAGGUCCGGAGAGCAUCCGGUGGCCAUCAAGGAAAACCGGAAAGGCAAAGCUGCAGGAACGCCGACGGCCAUCGCGUACAGAGUCGCAACGCUCACGCUCACACCCUACAUGCUGCAAAACAGAGACAUCCCCGCCUUAAAUACAACACACAGAAACAUAGAAAUCUUUAGCGCUGAGAAAUGAAAACUAACAAUCACACACACAUAAUGGUACACAAAUAUAGUGCUUCGGCACUUAUCCAGGUUACAUUUAGGCCUAACAGCUUAAACCAAACUUUUUUGUUAAUUAAUUACUAUUUAUUUGUUUAAUAUUUUAUUUUUUAAAAUCGAUUGAUGAUCAACGCUCAACUUCAACAAAUAACAUUUCUAGGUAUUAAACACAUACCAAAAAUGCUUACCAGACCAAAAGACCCAUACCUAAACAGUUCGGUAGGAUUACGUGUACCGUUGCACCCCUAAUAUACAUGAUUCUUUAAGGUUCUUUAUGGUUCCACAUUCUAUUCAAUAGAGUUUUUUUACAUUAUUGUUAUUAUUUUUCUUUCUUAGAACUUAUAUAACUUAUAUAUAUAAUGAAAAUUGGCUUUGAAUGAAAAAAUCCUGCAAAAUUGUAUAUAGUUAUUGUCUCUAAAAAGAAAGAGUUGACCCUGAAUCAUUAAAACAAGUAAGUCCCAAGCCGUUUGAUGUUGACCUCAACAUGAAACAGUAGCAUACUGCCGUCUACUUGUUGGUCUUUUCGCACUGGUCUGAAUGAAAAUGCAAUUACAUUCUUGAACACUAGGUGCUGCUUUUCCCCGGUAACGCUGUAACCAAAGCAGCACUGCUCUCAAACACUGCUUUAUGAGGGACUGCAGGCGUGAUGAGAUCACUGCAGAUUAGCGUCACGCAAAGGAGGGGUUAAUAUUAAUGUAUAUUUUAAGACAAUGAAAGUGGUUGUUGGAGACUCCCAAAACCAAAAUAUAGGGGCCCUUUCAAGAAAGUGUGGAGCUGUUUUAAAUGUUUCUCAACCCGGGACCUGGACCCACUCAGGGUCUUAAGAGUCAAGAUGACUUACAAUCAUGAAAAAAAAUCAACACAAAAUGCUUUUAAAAAAUGUAUUUAUUGUUUUCAUAUGGUGUCAGUGAAGGAGAAACACUGCUCUAAAGUGUCUGACGAGAUCAGGUUUUUCAAACCACGUUAACCACGUUAUUUUUAUACCAUUGUAUUGUCGCUGUAUUCAAACGAAUGACUUUAUUUAUAACAAAUAUUAAUUGAAAUCUCUUCUGAGCACCUCUGAAACACCUCUGAGCGUGAUUCUCCGACAUAUUUUCCCUGCUCCUAACAAAUAUAAUGUGUGUCAUCAGACAGAGAAGCCGUGGCUCUACGUAGCGUCUCAAUGGCAGAGGUCUGGUGAAUGAUGGGCUCUCAUACCCUACACGGAGCUCUCGUCCAACAGGUUUAUUUUACUCCACACGUGAUUUAACACACUUACAGAGACCUGCACACGACCAAAUCCUCUUUACACAUAAACACAAACCUCUUUUUAGGAUUUGUUUAAAGCGCUUGUGGAUUUCUGUCAAAACAAAUGGGUUCAAUG
Molecule: messenger RNA, 2719 nt
Organism: Puntigrus tetrazona (Sumatra barb)
Lineage: Eukaryota; Metazoa; Chordata; Actinopteri; Cypriniformes; Cyprinidae
Product: G-protein coupled receptor 20
Exons: 2
Coding region: 209-1330 (373 amino acids)
Biological process (GO): phospholipase C-activating G protein-coupled receptor signaling pathway; positive regulation of Rho protein signal transduction
Cellular component (GO): membrane
Molecular function (GO): G protein-coupled receptor activity
Source: RefSeq, a predicted model, not a curated record